AUGCAGUUCCCGGAGCCUCACAUCCAAGCCCCCGCAAAUGAACACACCCACACGGCCAUCCUACUUCACGGAAGGGGAAGCAACGGCCCUGAAUUCGCCACGGAGAUAUUUUCUUCCGUGACCUCCCAAGGCAAAAACUUGUGCGACAGCUUGCCGAAUUUCCGCUGGGUUUUCCCGAGUUCUGGCGACCGAUGGAGUACCAGGUUUGAAGAAUCCAUGCCAUCUUGGUUCGAUGCAUAUUCCCUCGACAACAUCGAGGAGAACAAAGAUAAACAGAUCGAGGGUCUUCGGGAAUCAGUGGUGUACAUUCUAGACUUGUUGGAUCGCGAGAUUGAGCGAGUCGGUGGGGAUCCGCGACGUAUUUACCUUGGGGGCAUCAGUCAGGGCAUGGCAAUAACCCUAUGGACCUUCUUGUGCGCGCCUGGAAGGAUUCAAAGGCCACUCGGUGGAAUUCUUGGGUUCUGCGGAUGGUUGCCGUUUUCUGAAGAUGCCGAAAAUCUCAUUCGAGGAUUUGCGAGUGGAUUGCAUGCGUCUACCAAGCAACUCCGAGCGUCUCGACUUUUUUUGGACGUCAUUUCUAGUUCCAAUUCGUCACAGAUUAACGAAGAUACUGACUUGACCGUACUGUCGACUCCAAUAUUCCUAAGCCAUGGCUCGGACGACCAAUGGGUCUCCGUGGAGCUUGGUCGCCAAGCGGCCGGGAUCUUUCAGCGCCUUGAAUUUUCGAUAGAAUGUCACGAAUUUACUGGUGCCGAAGGAGAUGGUCAUUGGAUUGCGGAGUUUGAGGGAUUUGAUCAAAUCCUUAGUUUCAUCGAGAAACAGGUCGAACAGAAUCAUGAAUGUGACAACUCAAGAAAGAUUAUUUAA
Molecule: messenger RNA, 867 nt
Organism: Penicillium verhagenii
Lineage: Eukaryota; Fungi; Ascomycota; Eurotiomycetes; Eurotiales; Aspergillaceae
Product: alpha/beta hydrolase
Exons: 1
Coding region: 1-867 (288 amino acids)
Biological process (GO): protein depalmitoylation
Cellular component (GO): cytoplasm
Molecular function (GO): carboxylic ester hydrolase activity; palmitoyl-(protein) hydrolase activity
Source: RefSeq, a predicted model, not a curated record